AUGGCUUGCCCUGCUCUCUGGUCUGGAUCCCUUGUGGUCCUAGCUGACUUUGACAUGGAACUUGGAGCCCUGCGGAGUGUGGCGACGGUGUCUGUCCCUCUGAGCGUGCUGCGCCUGCUGGAGGUGGCCCUGACCUGCGUGAGCUUCAGCCUGGUGGCGUCGGUGGGCAACUCUUCCUCCUCCUACUGGGCCUGGUGCAUGUUCAGCUGGUGCUUCUGCUGCUUCCUCACCCUCCUCAUCCUCGUGCUGGAGUUCGCCCGCCUAAGCGCGUGCCUGCCCAUCUCGUGGGACGACUUCACCAUCGCCUUCGCCAUGCUGGCCGCCCUCAUGCUGCUGGCCGCCUCCAUCAUCUACCCCUCCGUGGUGUUCUCCUGCCCCGGCUGCGCCCGCCAGGUGGCCGCCAGCGUCACGUCCUGCCUGGCAUUCCUGGCGUACUGCGUGGAGGUGGGCGUGACCAGGGCGCAGCCGGGGCAGGUCAGCGGGUUCCUGUCCACGGUCCCGGGCCUGCUGAAGGUUCUGGAAGCGUUCGUGGCCUGCAUCAUCUUCAUCUCCCUGGAGCCGGCACGCGUGUCGGCGUUCCCUGGGCUGCAGUGGUGCGUGGCGGUGUACGCUCUGGCCUUCAUCUUCUCCCUGCUCAUCAUCAUCCUCACCGUGGGCCGCCUGCUGGGCGUGUGCCCCUGCCCGCUGGAGCAGGUGCUGGUGGCCUUUAACGUGCUGGCCGUGCUCAUGUACGCCACUGCUGUUAUCGUCUGGCCCGUCUACGCCUUCCGGAACAAUCCGCGGCCCUCCAACUGCCGCCACUGCCCCUGGGACGGCCUGGUGGUGGUCUCCUUCAUGACGUGCGUCAACCUCCUCGCCUACAUUGUGGACACCGUCUACUCUGUCCGACUUGUGUUCUUCAUCACGCCAUCUUAG
Messenger RNA from Clupea harengus (Atlantic herring), 915 nucleotides. Its product is annotated as myeloid-associated differentiation marker homolog. Bases 1 to 915 code for a protein of 304 amino acids. The transcript is spliced from 2 exons. The record is from RefSeq and is a predicted model, not a curated record. NCBI's taxonomy places the organism in Eukaryota, Metazoa, Chordata, Actinopteri, Clupeiformes, Clupeidae.